AUUUCAGCCCGGUGAUGCAACCUACCGUAUCUGGGUAAGGUAGGCUGUUCAAUGUUAUAUAAGAUCUCACUUCAUGGGUUAGGUACCUUGGUUUGAAAGUUUCGUCUUAGCUUUGAAGUCGUGUUUCUCCAUCCCUAGUUGUUGAACAACAAAGAGAACAUACCACACCUGCGACCUCAAGGGAGCAGGAUACCAGCCCGACUGCAACCAGAAUGUAUUCCCCGUCCAGACUAGCCAGCUACCUCUCGGCGCUGCUCCUCCUGGCUCACGCCCAGGAAACAUUCGCACAAACGAGAACAACAAGCGGCAUCGUCGUCGUUCCGACACCUCUGGAUUGGGACGCCGCCUACGCUCGCUGUCGUGAGCUCGGCCGCGGCAUGUAUCCCGUCCCCGCUACCCCGACAGACCCGGUUUUCGCCUCCAUCAAAGACCAGCCUGGGGACAUAUUCUGGAUUAGUCGGAGGAGAGGGGGUUCAUGCACAUGCCUGUUCAAGGAACCAAACGGCGGCGACUUGGUGGGAGAGCUCCCAUGCGGUGACCUGUUGCCCGCCGUUUGCUAUUAGAUGGAUUGAACUUGGAGCAGGUGCGAGGGGAGAGGGGACUCGUCAACUUCAUCAAGGACGCACACGUCUUUGACACUUGCCGUUGCUCGACUCAAGAGCGAGAAGAUUCGGAUCAUGAUUCCAGGCAUGUUGGACACUGGCACUAUGGAGUAUAGGUGGAGAUCGCUGUUCACCAUGAGCAAGGCAUGCAUAUACCGAAUACAGGGCCUUCUAUUCACCACAGUUCCCAAACAAGUACUACUCAAUGAUGGUAUCAUACUUCUAAAACAUGUAACAACUACUACUAGGAUUACUGCAGCCGAAUGAAGGAGAGAAAAAGACGGCUUAUAAAAUAUAAUAAACUCAUA
Molecule: messenger RNA, 910 nt
Organism: Canariomyces notabilis
Lineage: Eukaryota; Fungi; Ascomycota; Sordariomycetes; Sordariales; Chaetomiaceae
Exons: 1
Coding region: 213-563 (116 amino acids)
Source: RefSeq, a predicted model, not a curated record